Rhagoletis zephyria (snowberry fruit fly) is the source of this 1900-nucleotide messenger RNA. Its product is annotated as transmembrane protein 214-like. The record is from RefSeq and is a predicted model, not a curated record. Gene Ontology annotation, cellular component: endoplasmic reticulum; Golgi apparatus. NCBI's taxonomy places the organism in Eukaryota, Metazoa, Arthropoda, Insecta, Diptera, Tephritidae.
UGUACCAGCCAAUUUGUUUUGCGCAAAAGAAAGUAGAGUAUCUAGAGGCAAAAUUAGUGCAAACGUAUCUGAAUACGACACGGCAGAAAGAAGACGAAAAAUAUUUGCAACGAUAGCCUUCUUACUGGCUGACGACAAAGUGCGAUAAUUUAACCGACCUACUACGUGCACCUGGUGGCAUUUAUUUAAGUGUGGUUACUUCUGUCUACAAGUGGCAAUUAAUGAAAUUUAUUUUUAUGAAUGAUUUCAUUACAAGCAUGUGAAAAAAAAAAUUAUUUCUCCACAAACGAGAAAUAGAUGGCGCCGCUGGAAGUUAUGUAGUAGCGGCUUUAUGCGGAGACUUAAGUUGACAUUUCUACUCAGCGGCUCACAUUACGAUUUCCUGAAUGAAAAAAAAAUCAUUCAAUCGAUGGCCACAUGGAGUAAAACAGUAAAAUGGUGCAAUACAGAAUUACUAGCCCGGCUAUCACUCGUCGUUGAUACAUUAAACAAAAGGAAUCACUCAGAUCCGGCCAUUAUCAACUCUACAACUAAAAGAAAAAACGGAGUCGUCACCAUAUCAUGGGAAAUCGUCACGAAAUCAAGAAAAGCUAAGAAUUUAGAUAAGAAGGUGGAGACUCAUACUGAGAAAAGACGUUUGGCAUCCAUGGACCCAAAACUAGAGGAGAUUUUGCCUUUGCAUGAGUAUCGCAAUUUAUUGUCUGGCCAAAGAGGGAAAGCCAACUUAUCGCCUGCGGAGUCGGCAAGUUCCUCUACCAAAUCGAAAGAGUCUCCAAGAAAAACAAGUUUCAAAGAAAAAUCAACGAAAAAGGAACAUAUUUUACAGCAACAAGCAAAGUUGAAGCCGGCGGUUUCAAAAGCUAUAAAUAUAGAGUCAGUGCUACGUAAUAUUACAGCAAAUGAUUUCGCAAGCCAAUUGGAGCAGUUAAAAUUUGCUUAUCCUGGUUCCGAGCUUCUUUGGCUUAAAGGCGUUGCAAGUUUUUUCAACGAAAAACUUCUGUUCGAUACCGAUUCGAUAUUUUCGGGAAAAUCAAUGAAUUAUCCGUGCAAUUUAAUAAAUGCAGAACUUAAAACUGCCGUUCUUGAUUUUUUAGAAUCGGUGGGAGAAGAGAAUUUAUCAUAUUUCUACCACACUUUACUAAUUAGUAUGACUACGGAGCUUUCCAAGAAUUUACCAAUUGUGGGUUACAAGUUCAUACUUCAAUUAAUUGGCCGACAUUGGCCACAUGUUGCAUCGAAUAACAUGGCGAAACUUGCUUUAUUACGAAAUUCUUAUCAAAAUAGGCGCAUCAUUUGUUUAAGCAUACUUUGGCCAAUUGGCCAAGGUGGCUUAGAGCAGAUAACAGAGGGAAUCAAAGUCUGGCAAAAUUUAAUGUUACCCACUCUCGAAUUAAAAAGCUAUACAAAAUUCACAACGGAAUAUUUAGAGAAAGUUUUGAGGGCAUCCGAUGAGAGUUGUACCAUAACUUUGAAUCAAAAUGAAUUCUUCUCGUUCGACAACGCAUUAAAAACAAGUUAUUCCAUUCCAAAAGAGAACCAAGAGACCCUAAUAACAUGUGCACAUGGCUUUCUGAUUAAGUACAUUUUAUCCAGCAGCAAGCAUGCAAACAUAUUUCUUACGCUUUUCCGUAAUAUUGUGGAACCAAGCAGAAGUCGCAGUGAGUUAGCUGGAUGUCUUUGUUGCCUUGUAAAUAGUGAAGAUAGCUUUAAAGUAUGGAAGAUGAAUUACAAAAAGCAACUGCUGUCAUCCUUUUUGCUAUUUAAAGAAAUAGAAAGGCAACUGGAUAAUGAUGAUAAAAAUGUUUUAAAGCUGGCUUGUUCCAACCCAUUUCGUACAUUUCUGGAGGAAGCUCAAAAGCUCAAUGAUGAACUAGUUACGUGUUUUUUUUUGCGCUCUUGA